UGAUAAACACGGCGGUUUCCAACUCAGAGAGCCUCCUGAACAAGUUUAUUGAAGUUGGAAGCAAACUUUGAUCUAACUUGUAGCUCUUUCCGUGUUGCCUGUAUAGUUUCAGUUUAGCGUGAACCGGCGGUCCACCGACCGGGAAAUGAUUGGCACAUGGGACGCUCGCGGACAGAACUGUUCCGAGGGAGGUCUCUGCAGUGACUGACACGACCUUAUCAGGGGCCGCAAACCAGGCGUGACAGCUGAUCCGAGGCAGGAUGGAGGCUCCCGGUAACAAAGGCAGAGCUAACUUCGUCUUCAGGGUCGGAGAGAUGGAGACCCCGGGCCCCACUGUGCUCUCCUCCACCAUGUCCAUUGACAGGCUCUUCCCGGCUCUCCUGGAGUGUUUCGGGAUCAUACUGUGCGGGUACAUCGCAGGGAGGACGAACAUCAUCACCCCCAACCAGGCCAAAGGCCUGGGGAACUUUGUGUCCAAGUUCGCCCUCCCAGCACUGCUGUUCAAGAACAUGGUGCUGCUGGACUUCAAUAAUGUCAUCUGGCCUUUCCUGUGGAGCAUCCUCGUAGCCAAAGUGUCUGUGUUCUGCAUCGUGUGUGUCCUCACCCUGCUUGUUGCCAGUCCUGCCAGCCGCUACAGCAAGGCUGGACUCUUCUCAAUAUUUGCCACCCAAAGCAAUGACUUCGCUUUGGGAUAUCCAAUAGUUGAAGCCCUCUACCAGAGCUCCCACCCAGAGUACCUCCAGUACAUUUACCUGGUUGCACCUGUGUCCCUGAUGCUGUUGAAUCCCAUCGGCUUUGCCCUCUGUGAGAUCCAGAAGUGGAAGGAUCAGGGAAACCACCAACAGAGCAAACUAAUGAUCGUGGGAGUUGUAAUCUUCCAGGUCCUGAGAAACCCUAUCGUAUUUAUGGUUGUCAUUGGCAUCAUCGCCCAUUUCGUCCUGCACCAGAGGAUUCCCGCCUUUCUGUCUCAGUUUUUGGACGGCCUGGCCAACUCUUUUGGGGGUGCAGCAUUGUUCUACCUGGGCCUCUCCAUGGUGGGACAGCUGAGGAAACUAACCAAAUCCACAGUCGUAACCCUGAUAUUACUGAUUACAGCAAAACUAUUGCUAAUGCCUCUGAUUUGUAAGGACAUGGUGGACUUGUUGGACAAUAGUAAAAGCAACAGUUCCAACCACUCAAGUCUCUCGGACUAUGCCUUUCUUUAUGGAAUAUUUCCCACUGCCCCAAGUGUGGCCAUCUACGCUGUUUAUUACAACGCCGAACUAGAAGUUGUGACGUCUGGUAUGGUGAUCAGCACUUUUCUCUGCCCCAUAAUGUAUGUCUCAGCCUGGUUGCUGACGAUCAGCUGGAUGGACCCUCGGGUUUUAAUGAAUUCACUGCAAAACGUCUCAUUUAACAUCAGCAUUGUGAGCUUAGUUGCACUGGUGUGGACAAUUGUUGUUAUGUUUUUCAGUAAGAAAUUUAAAAGGUUACCUCACAUAUUUACGGUCCAUCUUUUCCUCGCACAGUUUCUCACCUGCAUUGCGAUGAUCCUGUGGAACUUUGUGGUGAAGGAAGACGACUUCAUCGGGCAAAUUGUGACUUUGACGUUGUUAUGCACCUCGCUGUACAGCACCUACAUAUGGCCAGGUCUGAUCGCGCUCUCGAUUCUCCUCUUGAAAAAAUAUGAGGAUCUGAUAGUUCCUCCGGGCGCGCUGGUGAUUGCAGGCUGGGGGAUUCCUGCUGCCUUUACUGCCAUUUUGCUCCUUUCUGGGGAAAAAGUCUCUGAUGUGAUUGACGCAUCUUUCUACUACGGCUUCCCGCAGGUGAUCAUCACCACAGUGGUCCUGGCCCUCGGCAUCCUGCUGGGAGGAGCCUCUAUGAUUUGUCUCAGUCGAGGCAGUUGGACAGCAAAUGACCAGAACCAGAACGUAAACCAUCUGUGUGACACUGAUGAUGAACUUAUCGCUGAUCCUGAAUCUGAUCGCCAGAAUCUGCUUGAAGCAGUCCCAGAAUCAACAGACGUCAACAGAGCUUGUCUCAUAUGUGACUGUGCAGCACCGCAGCCCAUGCCAGAUAUGAUCAUCAGCACAAAUGCAAACAGCACACCCACCAGUCAUACAGGUCAGUGUCAGAACCGGUGCGACUCCACAGACUGCCUCCUCGUCCAGGCGGAGGAGCUCCAACAGGUUGCAGACAGACAAGUGGCCCGUCAUGCGCUGUUAUGUCUGCUGCUGACUGUCAGCCUGCUCGCCAACCUGUCCAGCUGCCUUUGGUUGCUGUUUAACCGUGUUCCUGGUCGACUGUACUUGGAGCUGCUGUUCUUCUGCGCCGUGACCAACUACGGACAGGGACUCCUGUCGUUUGCUCUCUUCGGCCUGGACAAGCACCUGAUUUUACUGCCUUUUAAGAGGAGAUUAUACAAUCUGUGGUAUAGAAAGAAAAAAGAAGAGCAGCCAGGGGAGGAUUUACCCGAGGAAAUCAGGAUGACCUGCGCCCAGUUCACUAAAUACCACCAGCAGCAGUGUUUCCGGGACAUCGUCAAGAAACAAAGGUGUGGGAAGAAAACCGCGGUGAACUGCUUCCUGGGCUGCGACCUGGUGGAGUGGCUGCAGCAGGUGGGCUUGGCUCAGGACCGCGGCGAAGCGGUCCUGUACGGGACCCGGCUGCAGCACGGAGGCGUCCUCCAGCACAUCAAGCAGGAAUACGACUUCCAGGACGGCUCCCUCUACUACCGCUUCCUGACAUGAAGAACCUCGGCUCUUCUUUCAUCCCAAAGACAAAUAUUUCCUCUGAAGCGGCUCGGCGGUGUCCACGCCCUGAGCAGCCCAGCGUUGCACAAUGAACUAUUGUGGUGUUCAACGUGUGGCUCGUGUGUUGAAAUAAGACGCUGCUGUUGGUGCAGGGAAGUGUUACGAAGUGUAACACUGUUUAGGCCACUGGGCGCUAGGCCCUGCACUGCAUUCUUCUCCAUAGCAAUUAAUGAUGAAGCUUUUUUUAAUCUGCCUCAGGUUUUUUUGAGGCUGGAUUCGACAGCCACACACACGCGCGCACACACACACACACACACACACACUCCUGUUUAGCCAUUUGAGAAUCAUUGAGGUUUCUGUGAAAUGUGAAGUCAGUAAUGGCAGUACUAGACUGUGAAAAAAUGCACUAUUGCCGUGCACUGCCAUGUGUAACAGUGAAAACGAGCGCGUGCAUAAUGUAGGAGCGUGCGCAAAAGGCUAACUAAUUAUUUAAAAUGUAAUUUAUUUGAACAUGUGUCAGUAUUUUAUACUAGUGUGAUACACUCCAGGUCAUAUAGCCGCUCUGCUG
Messenger RNA from Salarias fasciatus (jewelled blenny), 3300 nucleotides. It is a transcript of the gene gpr155a, whose product is annotated as G protein-coupled receptor 155a. Gene Ontology annotation, biological process: negative regulation of BMP signaling pathway; intracellular signal transduction; transmembrane transport. Gene Ontology annotation, cellular component: membrane. The record is from RefSeq and is a predicted model, not a curated record. NCBI's taxonomy places the organism in Eukaryota, Metazoa, Chordata, Actinopteri, Blenniiformes, Blenniidae.